Molecule: messenger RNA, 11940 nt
Organism: Dicentrarchus labrax (European seabass)
Lineage: Eukaryota; Metazoa; Chordata; Actinopteri; Moronidae
Product: mitogen-activated protein kinase 14A
Exons: 35
Coding region: 360-5468 (1702 amino acids)
Biological process (GO): protein phosphorylation; intracellular signal transduction; mitotic spindle organization
Cellular component (GO): nucleus; cytoplasm
Molecular function (GO): microtubule binding; MAP kinase activity; ATP binding
Source: RefSeq, a predicted model, not a curated record
UAGCGGUGUGGUUUCCGAGGAGCGCUCAUAUCUACUUUAAACAGGAUGUAGAGACUGAGACACAGCACGGAAAGAGAGAGAGAGAGAGAGAGAGAGAGAGAGAACGCGGGUUGAACUCUGCGAUGUGCACCACCAACACCAGCGAGACAGAAAUGACUGCCACAGCAGCGGAGGAGAAGAAGCAGACAGGAGGAGUCCCGAUGAGGCAGCUCACCGCCGGCAGGUCUUGACGGCUGCUCCCCCUGACCUGAAACAUCCCGCACCGCCGCAGCACCGCACGGUUUACACACACUAAAAAAAUUAAAUAAUAAUAAUAGCCGAAAUACUCCACAUCCCGUCGGCGAACCUUGAAGGCGACAAUGGCGAGCCUGGGCGACUGCUGUGUGAAGGUUGCGUUGAGGAUUCGUCCUCAGAUGGCAAAGGAGAAGAUAGAGGGAUGCCAUGUGUGCACGCUGGUCACACCUGGAGAACCGCAAGUCCUCCUGGGAAAGGACAAGGCCUUUACCUAUGACUUUGUGUUUGACAUCAACUCAGAGCAGCAGAACAUCUAUCAGGCCUGUGUGUACAAGCUCAUCGAGGGCUGCUUCGAGGGCUACAAUGCCACCGUGUUCGCUUAUGGUCAGACGGGUUCGGGGAAGACCUACACCAUGGGGACGGGCUUCGAUGUGGGCCUAAGCCAGCAGGAGCAAGGCAUCAUCCCGCGGGCUGUUCACCACCUGUUUGAGGGAAUACAGAACAGGAGGGUGCGCGCCCAAGAGUCCGGCAGCCAGCCACCAGAGUUUAAAGUCACCGCCCAGUUCCUAGAGUUGUACAACGAAGAGAUCCUGGACUUGUUUGAUGGAUCCAGAGAUCCAGAGAGUCGCAGCAGGAAGUCUAACAUUAAAAUCCACGAGGAUGCCAGCGGCAGCAUCUACACCACUGGAGUCACCUCCAGGCUGGUGCACUCAGAGGAGGAGAUGCUGCAGUGUCUGAAGCUCGGUGCUCUGUCCCGCACCACAGCCAGCACCCAGAUGAAUGCCCAAAGCUCCCGCUCGCAUGCCAUCUUCACCAUCCACCUCUGUCAGAUGAGAGUGUGCCAGCAGCCACAAAUGAAUGGAGGAGCAGAGAACGGAGGAGGAGAGAAUGGGGAGCUGAACGGUGUUGACUCCAGCCCCAUUGCCCAGCCAGAAUUCGAGACGCUGAUGGCCAAGUUCCACUUUGUUGACCUGGCUGGCUCUGAGAGGCUGAAACGCACAGGAGCGACCGGAGAGAGAGCCCGCGAGGGAAUCUCUAUCAACUGUGGACUGCUGGCUCUAGGAAAUGUGAUCAGUGCUUUAGGAGACCAGGCUAAGAAGGGAGGGCACGUCCCUUACAGAGACUCCAAACUCACUCGUCUGCUACAGGACUCACUGGGAGGCAACAGUCGCACAGUGAUGAUCGCCUGCAUCAGUCCGUCAGACCGGGACUUCAUGGAGACGCUGAACACAUUGAAGUAUGCCAACCGUGCCCGAAACAUCAAAAACAAGGUGGUGGUGAACCAAGAUAAGACCAGCCAGCAGAUCAGCGCCAUGCGUGCUGAGAUAGCCCGGCUUCAGAUGGAACUGAUGGAGUACAAGGCGGGGAAGCGUGUGGCAUGUGAGGAAGGUUCGGAGGGCUACAGCGACCUGUAUCAGGAGAACGCCAUGCUGCAGAGAGAAAACGACACACUGCGGCUCAGGGUAAAGGCCAUGCAGGAGACCAUUGACCACCUCAACACCCGUGUGACACAUCUGCUGGCCAAUGAGGUCAGCACUCUGCUGACCAAGUCAAGUGAGGGGAAUGAGGAGAUCGGGGCUUUAAUCCAGAACUACAUCCGAGAGGUUGAAGAACUUAGAACUAAGCUCCUUGAGAGCGAGGCCAUGAACGAGUCGCUGCGACGACAGGCGGCUCGGAUUUCCUCUCGUUCCUCGUUCCCUUCCUCCACUCUCAGCCCCACCCCCGGCCACCCGCCUGGCUCCUCCCCUGCUCCGAUGUCCAUGGAGGCCGAGAUGACAGACGUGUUACGCCGGGCCAAGAUGGACAUCGAGAGGCUGAAGAAGAAGGAGAGGAGGCAGAGGAGGAUGAGUCCAGAGUUGGAGAAAGGGCUGAAGAAACGAGUGAAACUGCACAAUCAUGAGAAUGGAGAGAACGGCCAAAGUCGUGAAAACGGACAGAAUGGAGAGAUUGAUUCAGACGACAACUACACUGAGGACAUCAUGUCUCCACUACAGGAGGAGAGUGGUUGUGAUGAAGAUGAGGGGGAGGAUGAGGAGGAGGGCAGGGAGGAGGAGGAGGACGAGUUUGACAGUGAUGAGAGCCUGGUGGAUUCGGACUCGGACUCUGAUGAGAAAGCAGCCAAUUUCCAGGCGGACCUUGCCGAUCUGACCUGCGAGAUCGAGAUCAAGCAGAAGCUGAUAGACGAGCUGGAGAACAGCCAGCGGAGGUUGCUGUUGCUGAAGCUGCAGUACGAGGAGAAGCUCAUUCUUCUGCAGAACAAGAUCCGAGACACUCAGCUGGAGAGAGACCGCGUACUGCAAAACCUCAUGUCCAUGGAGAACUACACGGAGGAGAAGGCCAGCCGGAUCAAGCAGGAAUAUGAGAAACGUCUCAAGGAGAUGAACCGAGAUCUGCUGAAGCUACAAGCAGCACAGAAAGAGCAUGCGCGUCUCCUCAAAAACCAGGGGCGGUACGAACGGGAGCUGAAGAAACUGCAGUUAGAGGUCAACGAUAUGAAAAAAGCUAAGGUCACACUGAUGAAGCAGAUGAAGGAGGAGCAGCAGAGGAGGAGAAUGGUGGAGGCAAAGAGGAACCGUGAGAUCGCCCAGCUCAAGAAGGAGCAGCGACGACAAGAGUACCAGAUUCGAGCGCUGGAGUCUCAGAAGCGGCAGCAGGAGCUGGUGCUGCGCCGGAAGACUCAGGAGGUGACCGCCUUGCGCCGCCUGGCCAAGCCCAUGUCAGAUCGCGUGGCCGGGCGUGUGGCUCGCUGGAACCACAACCCCACAGUUACAGACUCUGGAGCUGAGUUAUCAGCCAGCACUACAGCAAGCAGCUCCGAACCUGAGACUGCGAGGACUGUGAGCGGGCUGGUGAGACAGUGGAACAACAAAAACAAUGUGUUUGGAUACCUGGGAGAGAGUGAAGGGAGCAUGGAUGGAACCAGGGUCAUUGGCAGUAGGAAGAAGUUGCAGCGUAAGCCUGGAGGCCUUGGCAGCAGUGGAGCGGCAGGCAGAGCAAGCAGUUUCUCCAAGUCCGCCCGUCAGAAGUGGCAAUCCCUCGAGCGUCGCAUUAUGGACAUUGUCAUGCAGAGAAUGACAAUUGCUAAUGUGGAAGCUGACAUGGAUCGCCUUAUCAGGAAGCGAGAGGAGCUGACGGUCCAGCAGGAAUCGCUCUCACACAAGAGGGAGGUACUAAUGGCGGACGGAGAGGGACCAGAAGCAGAGGACCGCCUCCUUCAGGAAAUUAAUGAGGAGAUUGAGGUGCUGAAUGCCAAUAUAGACUAUAUCAAUGACAGCCUGUCUGACUGCCAAGCCACCAUUGUACAGAUAGAAGAGACCAAGGAUGAGCUGGACUCGGUGGACACAUCUGUCGUGAUAAGCUCCUGCUCUCUGGCUGAAGCACGCAACCUGCUGGACCACUUCCUGAAGGCUUCCAUAGACAAAAGUUUACAGGUGGCUCAGAAGGAGGCUCAGAUCAGACUGCUGGAGGGUCAGCUGAGACAGACAGACGUGAUUGGCUCAUCCCACAAUCACAUUAUCCUCGAUGCCCUGCGAGAAAAGGCAGAAUACAUACCUGAACUCCAGGCUCUCAUCCACAAUGUACAGCAGGAAAAUGGUUACGCCAGCACAGACGAGGAGCCCUCGGAGUUCAGCCAAGCUUCUGACAGCAGUGUAUCUCAAAUGAAAGAAUCCAACAGCCAAGAUGAUUUCAAGAUGAAGAUUGAGCCUCGUCUGUCAGCUCAGAUGAAGGCGGUGUCUGCGGAGUAUCUGGGUCCCAUCCUGGACCCCACAUCAGGCGGCAAGCAGCAGCACAUCACCAAGUCUCUGGCCUCGCUGACGGACAUCCAGGAGGAUGGCCUGAGCCUGGCGACAGCGAGUCUGGGGCUCAGCCUGGCCCUACGAGACCCCUACCACAGGGACCGAGCGUCCCGCACCAUCAGCCUACCUAUCAGGGGACACACCUUUCCCAGGCAGUCUCGGGGUUAUGACACUUCCCCUAUAACAAGGAGGAAAUCAUACGACCGUGCGUACAGGCCCACUGACGGCUACACUCCCCCCUCCUCCCCUCCUCUGAGGACCAGGAACGACCGUAACGUCUUCUCAAGGCUCACCAGCAACCAAAGCCAAGGCUCUGCUCUAGACAAGUCGGAUGACAGCGACUCCUCGCUCUCCGAGGUGCUCAGGGGUGUGAUCAAUCCCAUCGGGGGUGUGAAGGGGGGGCGUACGGCGCCCCUGCAGUGUGUUUCUGUAGCCGAGGGCCAUUCGAAGCCGGUACUGUGUGUGGAUGCUACCGAUGAGCUGCUAUUUACCGGAUCUAAAGAUCGAACCUGUAAGAUGUGGAACCUGGUAACAGGUCAGGAGAUUGUUACCCUCAAAGGCCACCCAAACAAUGUGGUAUCAGUCAAAUAUUGCCCUUCCUCCUGUCUGGUCUUCUCUGUCUCCACCUCCUACAUCAAGGUGUGGGACAUCCGCGACUCUGCCAAGUGUAUUCGCACACUUACUUCAUCGGGGCAGGUGGUUUCAGGUGAUGCGUGUGCGGGCACCACCACCCGCACAAUAACCUUUGCACAGGGCGAGUGUCAGAUCAACCAGAUAGCCCUCAACCCGUCAGGGACUGUGCUCUACGCUGCUGCUGGAAAUACUGUUCGCAUGUGGGACCUCAACAGGAUGCAAGGGAUGGGGAAGUUGAUGGGCCACAUCGGCUCAGUCAUGUGUCUGACAGUGGGACAGUCUCUGCUGGGCAAAGACCAAGUUAUCACUGGCUCCAAAGACCAUUAUGUCAAGGUGUUCGACGUGGCAGAGGGAACUAUGGGUAAUGUAGGUCCAGCUCAUAACUUUGAGCCUCCUCAUUAUGACGGCAUCGAAUGUUUGGCUGUACAGGGAGAUGUGCUGUUCAGCGGGUCAAGAGACAACGGCAUCAAAAAAUGGGAUUUGGAGCAGCAGGAGCUCACUCAGCAAAUCCCCAACGCCCAUAAGGACUGGGUGUGUGCUCUGGCGUAUGUUCCGGGUCGGCCCAUGCUGCUGAGCGCCUGUCGGGGCGGCAUGCUGAAGGUGUGGAAUGUAGACAACUUCACCCCCAUAGGAGAGGUCAGAGGUCAUGACAGCCCCAUUAACGCCAUAUGUACCAACUCAAGACAGAUCUUCACUGCAUCCAGUGACUGCAGGGUGAAGUUGUGGAGCUAUGUGCCAGGCCUGACCCCGUGUCUUCCUCGACGGGUCCUGGCCAUCAAGGGCCGAGCCACCAGCCUCCCAUGAUUGCCUCUUCUCCGCUCACCAACCCUCCCUUCCUCUGCGACAAGACAGUGAAGAUCUGGUCGUCAAAGGUGUGGAGGAAGAGGUGACAACCGAAGUGGUUCCUUUGUCGGCCAUCUUACUAAAACUUCAGCCAUUGAUCUGUGCCCUGCUGACUCCUGGCAAUGAGAUGUGACACUGAAGUUUCCAAGGCAAUCAAGGUGUUUUUUUCUCUGUUGCCAAGGUGCAAAAUGACAAAGCAGAGGCAGAAUAUGUAUUCAAAGGCAAAAAAUCUAUUUGCCUUUCCGUUUUUUUUUAAUGCCAAUUUGAAAGUGCCAUUCAGGUGUGAUGGACAAGAUAAACCAUAUCCUCCUGGCCAUGGAUACACCUGCUGAACAAUGUUUCCCCGGACAUGAAAACUACCACAGCCUGGUAUUAAAAGGAAAAGAAAAAGUGUCCUUCUGUUCUUUCACCAAGGUUUUAGAACCCUUGUGGAACAGUGAGAGAUGAAUUAGCUCAAAGACGUGUGUAUCAUGUAUCUAUUGUUAGAAAGUCAAGAUGGAAUUUAAAUCCCAGAGGGAUGCUAACUAACAACUGGGACCUCUGCUCCUCCGUUCAGGAUACUGAACACAUCGGAGGGUCAUACUAUGUUAAUCGUGGUGGAUGACCAAUAGACAAUUGCUGAUCUUGGGAUAGACAUCACUGGAAAAUCACACAAAACACCAUCCCCUUUUACUCCGGAAUCACUUUUAGUUCAAGUCGCUCUCAGUAUAUCACUGAAACUUUAUUGCGUUCCACAAGUCAUGUUCAUGUUUUCUUUUUUAAAUGACUUUUAUUAAUUUAUUAUUUUCCCUACCUCAGUUCUUUUGGACUUUGAUGUGAGGUGGGAGGGAACAUUUUUUACAGGUCUCUGUAUACAAACACCUGGUGCUUGACAUUUUUGAAGUCUUUUAUUUAAUGCCUGGCUCUUCAUCUAUGUGUGGAUGUGUCCUCUGUGGCCCUCUGGCUAUCAGACUGUCAAGCUGCUGACCUUGCAAACAGGAAAGCACACGUCCAGUAGCACAAUCUAAGGUAGCACUGGCCCCCCGGAGGAUUCUGGACUGGACUGUAUCAUCUGCUCUGUAAAGUGCUAACUGCAGUGAAAAUAAGAAACACCCCUGCAGACGCACAUACACAAACAGUGCACACAUUUGUGAGUCAGGUACUCCAUUGAGGCCAAAGAGCCAGAUCAUUAUCUCAACCAUCCCUACAGUAUGUGGCCCAUACCUGCCAUUUAUCCUCUCCUCAAAUGGUAAUAGGAGCCCUAUCCAGUUUUCCCCCACCUGCUUUCAGCGCCACUCUGAUCUUUAAGGUUAGCGGCUGUGUCAGACUGACCAGCCUUACUGAAGAGUCCGCCUCUUUCCCCUGCUACUGAACUUCUCUGGGAAGCCUUUUUAAUUAGAGGUCUCGCAGCUCUACCGGCUGCUUUUUCAGGCAAGAUUACUUGGGUGAAAGUAGGUCAUAACUGAGAGAGAUUUCUUAUUAAAAUCCCAAUUUUCUUCCACCCACUAUUUGCUGCUACAUUUUAAAGGCAGGAAGAAACUUCAUGUACCCGUGCACUGAUGUACAAAUCUGUUUAUGUGGCAGAUUACGCGUGUGGGCAACACACGCACACACACACACACACACACACUUAUGCACAAACUGUGGACUCACACAAACACAAGAUUUCAGUGGAUGUUUCGGUUAUCCAUCUUGCCUGAUAGGUCUUGGCAUCCCUCGCUGUGUUGAUUUAGUGUUGCUUUAAUGUAACAAAUUCAGCACUGCAGCACUCCACUGACACACACACUCAUAUAUGCACAUACAUACAUACUCCUACAGGCAACAGUAAUAACCCAAGUCUUAAAAGUCAGUUCAAUUAUAUUUUUGUUCUGAAUACAGAUAAUAGCAUUCUCAUCACUCUCAGUUUAUGAACUUGGGCUUUUUUGUGUCAGUCAAAACAAGGAAUUUAAAAGUCUUACCACAUGAUAAAAACCCAAUUCAUGCCUGUCAUUAUCACAAUAUCACCGUUGAGAUUUGUUUUUCAGCUCUGAAAUGUCACUGCCUUUGUUAAAAAAAAAAAGAAUAAUUUGGUUAUUUAGUGCACUUUUCCUUAUAAAAGACCCAGAAACAUGUAGUUUAAAUAAUGAAGCUUGGAUCAUAAAACAGCAGUCAUUGGUGCUGAAGUUAGUUAGUACUUUCAACAUACUUUCUGCAAAUUCUCGUCUAAGAAGGAGUAUGUACCGCCAACAUGAGUUCAAAGCUGCUUAACACUUUCCAAAACCAAUGAUAUGGGUUUUGGUUAAAUGUUGGGGGGGGGGGCAAAUGUGUGAAUGGGGGUGAUGUGUUGAAGCAUUUUGGUUUUAAUAUUUGUAAUGCUUAGAAACUCAGGUAAAGGUUGAAGGAUAUUGUUAGUCAUACUUUUAGUCAUUACUUGAUCCUGUGAAUUUAGGUUGCCCUUUGAAUUGACCAAAUGCCUUGUUUGAGAGAUUUUGAUUUUAUUUUAAGAAAAAAGGUACUAUCCGUGUACCACCCCUUUUUGUAAAAGGCUCAUUUCCAUGUUUUGCUUUUGCAUUUGAUUCCCUUUACUUAUUAUCUAUGUACUGUGCUUCUCCGUACAAAACGUACACAUCUUAAAUGGCAUCUUCCCAAUCUGGCCAAAGCUGAAAGUCUUGCAACUCUGAGAAGUUAUGCACUGAUUUUUGACCAUAAUUACUUGUUUAAAAUAUGUAUAAAGUAUGGUAUGUAUAGUAGUUUGUGUAUAAAACUGGCGUGAGCGGUACAGAAUGUGGUCAGUAGGGAAGUUAACCUCCAUAGCAUAAUGGGUUAUAUACUUUGACCUUAAGUCAGACUCCACUGGGCCCUUCACCGUACACUAUGUAUUUAUCUGUGCUAAUUAGCCAAACUGACCCUGCUCACCAGCUCUGUGGUGUGUUUCAUGUGAUAACAGUUCUAAAACAGCCUUUAUCUCCAUUUUCUUCUCCAGACUCCUACUUAUUGCUAGAGAAGAUGUUGUAGUACUGUAGCUUUAUGCACUCUCUGAGGUGCCCUGUGCUUGUACAUUUGCUGAAGGAUACAUGAUGUUAGUUGUGCUCAUCGGUUGAUUGGACAUAUAUCAAAAUAGUAAUUCAGUAGGAAAUUCAGUCCUCCUUUUAUCUUAAUGUUAAACACCUGAGUGGAUUUGCUAUCAAAAUCUUGGAAGGAUUUGGCCAUUUGUUUGGAUUCUGGAGCAUUGAUAGUCAAAAUAUGUAACACAAAUGUUGUUGAGUGUGCUUCGCAAAAGAUGCUUACGUGGAAGAUUUAUUAUAGCCAUGCAGAAGCCCUAAAUUAUUAUCUGGCCUUGGAUCAGCCCCGCCCAAAGUUGCCCAGAGUUCUGAGUCUUGUAUUUUGCCGAUGUCAGCACCACUUCAUUACUUGAUGUGUAAAUAAGUGUGUCAUACAUAGUCGAGGUUAGCUGACUUCUUUCUCAUCAGCUGGCCUCAGAAUAAUCUCUGUAAGUUAGGAUUUACAUGCACUUUGGAUAAUGAACACUGCUGUGAAUACUCUGAACUGUUUUCCAGAUAUGUAUUAAGCCUAACUUUAGACUUAGUUUACAAAGACCCAGAGUCCAAAACAAGGCUUAAAGCAUUGAAACUGUACUGAAAAGAACACAUCUGUUUAGGUCUACAGUAGGUUUAGAAGUUAAUGAUAUUAAUGUUUGUGCUGAUACAGUAUGUAAGAUAACAGUCAAGACAUAGAAAGACAGUCCCCAGUAUGUCCCUGCCUUUAAAGCCCCCCUUUUUUUUAUAGCAAUUGUUAUCUGAGAAUGCAAAUUUUCACUUUGGCAGAGCAGCAUGCACACCUUUGUAGACACUCAUCCAUAUUUCCCUGACUGUCUGCUGGCAUUCAGACAUUUUUCUUAAUAUUACUGACCACAAACAGGUCAUAUUACUCUAUGAAGGAUAUAAUCAGAGGCACAGGAUGAAAGAAGAUAAUCUAUUUCUCCUGCAACAAUCCACUGGGGGAAAUCACACCUGAUAUUAUCACACUAAAAGUACCAUGUAGUGAGUACUGUUUGAUAAAUACCCCUCUCCAAUCCCAAAUUGGUACACCAGCUGGUGGCAAUGUUCUGUAGCCAAAUGUGAAAACAGUGAACCUCUAUUGUAGGUCCCCACAGCCCAUAUUAGAAUCUGGUUUAAAUUAUAAAGCUGUUUGACCAAAGCUAAAAAUCACUUGCUGAUACCUUGCUCGCCCUUAAAAGCCACUACCUGUGUAAUUGAAUAUUUCGGACUUCGGUGCACCGCAGUGACAGUACAAAAGAAAAAUAACAUUGACCAUUUGCAAAGCCCCGCCUAGUUACUGUUGCUAUUCCUGUCAAGCUUUCUCUUCUUGCACAGAACUUAUGCAGUUUACAAUUACAGCUUGAAAUUAGCAAGUCGGUUUUGAAACAGUGAGUCCUCCAUUUCACACAGAAGUUAGAUUUAUGCUUUAAUGUUUGUACAUUCAAACGGUACGCCUUACUUUUACCAAAGAAAAGGAUUUGAGUUAGCCACACAUUUUAUGCAUUCUGUACACCUUUACAUGUGUUUUGGGAUUUGGAAAAAAGCUUAACUCUCAUCCUACUAACAUAUUUAAUAUACAAUGGCUAUUGACUGGGGACCCAAAAAGUAAGCCAUUGUCAACAACAACCACCAUAGCAAAAUGUUAACUUAUGAACUCAAUAAAUAUUUCAAUCUAUUAAAAUUGCAUUGGUGGAAUUAGGUACUUUUGACUGGGAUCCCCCAGGACUCCAGUACAUAUUUUUAAAAAAGUACAAAUUAAAACAGAAAUAGAAAACAACAAUAUGAAGUAAGUAGGAACACACUGAUUGAAGUCCUGAAAAAUUAGAAUGAUAGAAUAAAACACCUGUGAGACAUAACAAGUAUGCAAGUAUAGGUAGGAUGAGGGUUAAAACAAACAAACCAGACUCUUUUAUAGCUAUGAUAGUUAUGAUAGUGUGUGACAACCAGUGUUCAUGGCAGGGUUUAGCGAAUGGUCAGUUGGCUGAAAGCAAAUCAUAGACCGCACCAAUUUUCCCAGGCAAACAAAAAAAUAAAAAUAAAUCAGUAAAUAGUGGCUGCAGCCUGUCUGUCUUGUAUAGAACAGAUUGGAGAGUCAAGCUGUCAGUGAGUGAAUUGUGUGAUACCACCUUUAGCAUUUCCAGCCCAGCCCAGCCCAAACACCUUAGGCCUACUAGGAAAUUAAAUCAAAGUUGUCAGUGUCUCACCUUCAGCCUUGUGCCUCAGACAACAGGCCUUACUGCCUUAAAGAAACAGAAUGUGUAUGUGGGACAUUAACAAUCUUUAUUUUGAGGAUUGUAGAUUGUCCUACAGAUUGUUUGAGAAUUCUGUUCUAAGUCAGACGACGUCUCUGCUCACUUUAUCAGCACGGCUGAAGAGACUAUCGACUUUGCCUCAGGCUGCUGAGGGGAUGGGAUUGCAUUUAGACACAGUCAAGAGGGCUGCUGAUCAAGAGGGCACUUUACUGCUUUGCAGUGAAUAUCGCACACCAACACACGUCUUCUCUGUAGCUGCUCAACUAGUUUUCUUCCAGGUGUGUGUUGUCACAUUGAGCUCACAUAUGCUAAUACAGUAUGUGGCGGUGUCUGUGAAAUAUUUACUCAUGGGACAUAAAUGCAGGGUCAAAGGUCAUUUGUGCCUUUUAUUGCACAGACUAUUCCCUCUCUUAAAUGAGUGUAAAUGUGUGUACAGCUUUUUUUAUAUGACAAUGUGCAUGUGACCAAGCCAUGUAAGAUAUCUGACUGUAAAUAAUGUAAGUAAAUAUUUAAUGAAGGAUCCAAUGUUCCCUCAAGAAAAUAAAUGUUAAAAACAACUGUCCUUCGUUUCUUCUGGAGUGAUGAAUCCUAAUAAGAUCUUAUUGUAUAUUGAUUUCUUUCUUUUGUGGUUUGGAUCAUAAAGAAUUGUUUUCAUGAGAUUACAUUCCUUCUGUGAUUAUCUUACAGAAAUAUGUUCUUUAACCAGAUUGUUCAGGAUUUUUAUAGUAUUUACCCAUCUGUCUGCAGAUUACAACAUGCCUGAUAUUAAGACCAAAGCAGCUGAGAAAUCAGAUGAUCCUUUACAGAUGGAUGAAGAGUUUAUUGAUCAUUUGGGAUAAAAAGGCAAAAAAAUGGUUGUAGGGGAUGAGGUGUAGACAUGAGGAAAUGUUUUUCCUCCAGAUGCACUCCUUUCUACUUCAGGGUGAGAGAUACAGACUCAAAGCUCAUACAUCUUCAUUUCCUUUGCAAACUCUGAUCAUUAACUUGUGUCGGUCUGCGCUUGUCCCAGCAGCGACGGGAGACACAAGCACUGUGAUGUACGACGGCCAUUAACGCCUCAGAGGAGGCAAGAACCAUUUGAAGAUGCCAGUCACUAACAAAUAAACAUCCAUACACAAACCCUGUCACGUCCAAGCUGUAUGUGCUCCAUCUGCUCUCUCCAUGUAAUAAACUCCUGAAAUUUCA